UUAUCUUAUCUUCUUAUGCUGACAUUCGUAGGUAUAAAGCCUUUUGUGACCCUUUUCCAUUGGGAUCUUCCCCAAGCAUUGGAAGAUGAGUAUGGGGGUUUCUUAAGUCCAAAAAUUGUGGAUGAUUUCAAAGGCUUUGCAGAACUUUGCUUCAAAGAAUUUGGUGAUAGGGUGAAGUACUGGAUCACCUUGAAUGAGCCGUGGUCAUAUAGCAUGAGUGGGUACGCAGUUGGUAGCUCUGCACCAGGUCGAUGCUCUUCAUGGCUACAAUUAAAUUGUACUGGUGGGGAUUCAAGCACUGAGCCAUAUAUUGUAUCACACCACGAACUUCUCGCUCAUGCAACUGCAGUAAAUUUGUACAAGCGAAAGUAUCAGACAUCACAAAAGGGAAAGAUUGGAAUUACACUCGUAUCACAUUGGAUGGUACCUUACUCAGAAGUAAGACAAGACCGCACUGCUGCACUAAGGGCCCUUGAUUUUAUGUCAGGAUGGUUUAUGGACCCUCUAACAACUGGCGACUAUCCACAUACAAUGCGGACUCUUGUGGGAAAAAGACUUCCUAAGUUCUCCAAAGAACAGUCCAAGAUGUUAAAAGGAUCAUUUGAUUUUCUCGGACUGAACUAUUACACCGCUAAUUAUGCAGCAUAUGCACCAAACUCCAAUAGUGUAAAUGCCAGUUUUUUAACAGAUUCUCAGGUUAACCUUACAACUAAGCGGAAUGGGGUUCCUAUCGGUGCUAUGGCUGCUUCAACUUGGCUUUUUGUUUAUCCAAGAGGCAUUUAUGAUAUUCUUCUCUACGUGAAGAAAAAAUAUAAUAAUCCUCUUAUUUAUAUCACGGAGAAUGGGAUUGAUGAGGCAAAUAAUGCUACAUUAUCACUUGAAGAAGCCCUUGCCGACAACAUGAGGAUACAUUACUAUUAUCACCAUCUUUCUUUCCUUCUACAAGCAAUCAAGGAUGGUGCUAAUGUGAAAGGAUAUUUUGCAUGGUCACUGUUGGAUAAUUUUGAAUGGAGCUCGGGUUACACAGUUCGUUUUGGCAUCAACUAUGUAGAUUACAAAAAUGGUUUGAAAAGAUAUUCCAAACUUUCAGCCAAAUGGUUCAAGAAUCUUCUAAAAAAUGGAGACAUAUGAUUCAAAAUGUAAUUCUCCAAUCAUUUUACAUCCUUCAAAUGUAUUAGUAAAAUAAGUUAGAUUCUUCUCUACACUUUGUAAUGAUCUCUAGCAAUUUGCUUUUAAA
Messenger RNA from Camellia sinensis, 1237 nucleotides. Lineage: Eukaryota; Viridiplantae; Streptophyta; Magnoliopsida; Ericales; Theaceae. The record is from RefSeq and is a predicted model, not a curated record.